Messenger RNA from Physcomitrium patens, 1336 nucleotides. Its product is annotated as 3-deoxy-manno-octulosonate cytidylyltransferase, mitochondrial. Gene Ontology annotation, molecular function: 3-deoxy-manno-octulosonate cytidylyltransferase activity. The record is from RefSeq and is a predicted model, not a curated record. Gene Ontology annotation, cellular component: cytosol. Lineage: Eukaryota; Viridiplantae; Streptophyta; Bryopsida; Funariales; Funariaceae.
AUGAGUGGGCUUGCCAAGCGAGCGAACAGAAGACUAGACGGACGAACGGGACCUCGGGAAAGGCAACAAGGUUCGGUAGACUGGCGGACACAGUCACCGAGGCAGCGCACAGACAUAGAUUCUGAGAGACCCACACAGAGACUGUCUGAUCAGAGCUUGCUUGCCUGCUUGCCUUCGCGAUAUAGGUUCCGAUGCGGAUCCCAAUUAGUCCAAGCGAUCGCCGUCCCUGGUGGCUGGAAUUGGAGCUGGGAUGAUGGCUUGGCGAGCUUCAACAUGGAGAUGAGCUGCGGAGGCUUCCAACGGGCCGCGUUGGAGUUUUCGCAGUCUCCCGCUCUGGCACUACAGGGAAUACCAGGCAUUCCAACGAGCGGCAAGAGCUUGAUGGGUGUUCACGGGGGCAGCUCCUCGUCGGCACUUCUGCUAGUGCACGCGGCAGUGGCCGUGGGCGCCAUCACCAUUGCAGCAGCAGCCGCAAACCCUUACUGGUUCCAGGUGAGGCCCAAGUCCCGGCCUCGCGUGGUGGGCAUCAUCCCUGCGCGCUACAAGUCACCUCGCUUCGAAGGCGAACCUCUUGUGCACAUUUCAGACAUACCCAUGAUUCAGAGGACGUGGGAGCAAGCGAAGCAGUUUACUUCACUAAAAGCUGUCGUGGUGGCCAUUGAUGACGGUAGAAUUGCUGAUUUUUAUCGUGCGUUUGGCGCCGACGUCAUGACCUCGGAGAAUUGCUUGAGCGGGACAGAGCGAUGCAAUGAGGCCCUUGAGAAACUCGCCGCUGAGUAUGACAUUGUUGUGAACGUUCAAGUAUAUCAAUGUGAUGCCAGUGCCUGUAAUUGGAUAAAAAAUAUUGUGGACAAAAAGGGCUUCGCCCUGUACUUUUCACGUGCCCUCAUACCUUCCAACAAAAAAGAAACCUUAAAUCCAGUUUUCCCAUACAUGCGGCAUCUUGGCAUGCAGUGUCACAACGCGGAAUUUCUGAGAGCGUACGCUAGUAUGCCACCAUCUUCUCUUCAGUUAGAGGAGGAUCUUGAGCCAGCUCUACUAGGUUCUUUAAAAUAAUGACCACAAACUGAAGCUGUGUAGGUGAGGUGGACCAUGAAGCAGACGAAGUUGACACCCGGUGACAUUGCCGAAGUUGAAGCUGUUAUGCGGGCCCCAUCACCUUGACUAGCCUGUUUUGUAGAUCGAGUGCAGUAGAUACUCUGAAAAGCACCAGACAUAUAGAAUCUCCUUCUCAGAUUUAUGAAUGAGAAACAAUCAAUCCGCAAGACUGAUUAUCUAAUCCGACCUAGUCGUGUUUCGCUGGCAAUCGGCAAAUUAACAACCCAGUUUCCACUCC